AUGGCCAAGAACAGAGAAACCUCUGAAAAACAUUCAAUCCCAUUUUCACACUGUGUUAAAUUCGGAGCAUCGUUAUUCUUUGUAGGUAUUGCUUUUCGUCUUCUCUUCUGGGAUUCCUUCAGUUUAUCAUCAUUCAUAGAGUUUCAAAAACCACACCCUCAAACAGUGUCCCCUGUCGUUUCAUCUCCUGUUCAAGCACCAGAAUCUGAUGCAUUUCAAUUCAACAUUCAGAAUCAAACCUCUUUCAAUGGUUCAGGAAAAUGUAAUCUGUUUGUUGGAGAUUGGAUUUCUGAUUCAUCAGAACCAAUGUACACAAAUGAGAGUUGUCAUGUGAUUGAGCCUCAUCAAAAUUGUAUGAAGAAUGGAAAACCUGAUUUGGGGUACCUUUAUUGGAGAUGGACCCCAAAAGAGUGUGAAUUACCCAAGUUUGAAGCAAACAAGUUUCUUAAUCGAAUGAGGAAUAAAGCAAUGGCUUUUGUUGGGGAUUCUAUCUCACGCAACCAUGUUCAGUCCCUACUUUGUAUUCUUUCACAGGUGGAACAAGCUGUUGAGGUUUAUCAUGACAAAGAAUAUAGAUCAAAGAUAUGGAAAUUUGCCUCUCAUAACUUCACAUUAUCAGUAAUAUGGACACCUUUCCUAGUUAAAGCAGCUAUUCAUGAAGACAUGAAUGGAGUUUCAUCUUCAAUGGUACAGCUUUAUCUUGAUAUUCUUGAUGAACAAUGGACUAAACAAUUCAACACUUUUGAUUAUGUUGUAAUUGGUGGUGGAAAAUGGUUUCUCAAAUCUGCGGUAUAUCAUGAAAACAACACGGUAGCUGGCUGUCAUUACUGCCCUGGAAAGAAUUUGACCGAUCUAGGGUUCGACUACGCGUACCGAAAAGCACUUCGACUUGUUUUCAACUUCUUCACCAAGAACUCUAGCCAUGAUGCGACGGUUUUGUUUAGAACUACCACACCGGAUCACUUUGAAAAUGGUGAAUGGUUUAGUGGAGGGUAUUGUAAUAGAACUGUACCUUUUAAAGAGGGUGAAAUUAGUAUGGUAGAAGUAGAUUCUAUCAUGAGAGGUGUUGAAGUUGAAGAGUAUGAGAAGGCUAUAACAUCGGUAGGAUCUGAGAAUGGUGUGAAGUUGAAACUUUUGGACACGACUUUUCUUUCUUUGUUGAGACCAGAUGGACAUCCAGGACCUUAUAGAGAGUUUCAACCAUUUGCGAAAGAUAAGAAUGGUAAAGUUCAGAAUGAUUGUUUACAUUGGUGUUUACCAGGACCAAUUGACUCAUGGAAUGAUAUAGUAAUGGAAAUGCUAGUAAAUGGUUAA
Vicia faba (fava bean) is the source of this 1314-nucleotide messenger RNA. The record is from the annotation of a GenBank genome assembly. Lineage: Eukaryota; Viridiplantae; Streptophyta; Magnoliopsida; Fabales; Fabaceae.